AUGGAGAUGGCGGAAGGCGGCAAUGUGAUCCAUCAUUGCAACGAAGUCCUCAACAUCAGCGCGAAGCUCAGCAGCAUCGGCGCCAAGAUGGAGGACGAGGACGUGGCGAUCUGCUUGUUGCGCAGCCUCCCCAAGAGCUACGAGAACGUCGUUCUCAACUUGGAGAUGAGCAGCGCGGAACUGCGAUCGCGAGACGUCGUGAGAGUGCUCACGAAUGAGCACAUCAAGAGGCAAGGUGACAAGACGACAUCUGUGAAGACUAAAGACGCAACGAAGGCGUUCAGUACCGAGCGUGAACCUCGCCAAUGUACAUACUGCGGAAAAUUGGGGCACACGGCGGAGCGGUGCUGGACCAAGCAGAAGGACGAAAAUCAAGGUGGAGCUCGACGCGGCGGCAACAAUGCUCGUGGACGCGGAGCCAACAACGUUCAGUGGCGAACCAACAGCAACUACGACGACAACUACGAUCGAGUUGCGUUCGCGGUUUCGCUGGAGGCUGGACUUUCGACGGGCAAGAAUAUGCCAGGGAUGUGGGCAGUCGACAGCGGUGCGACGCAUCACAUCUGCAACGACAAGGCCAAGUUUGCAAGUCUGAAUGAGCGAGAGGAAGGCGAACUAUCAGUGGCUGAUGGCAGCAAGGCUGCGAUCAAGGGUGUGGGAACCAUCAUGGAACGGGUGGUUCUGCCCAAUGGUGACGAACGCGACAUCGAGAUCAAGGACGCACUGUUCGUACCAAGUAUGAGCAAGAAUCUGCUUUCGGUGCCACAGAUCAACAAGGGUGGCAGGUUCCAAGUCGUGUUCGAUGGAUCCAAGAUGCAAGUGAAGCGCAAGAAAUCCACACAAGUCGUGGCAACAGCGGAUCUCGUCGAUGGACUUUACUGGCUGCGGACUCCUCAACGAUCGGCAAAUGCAGCAACACGCAAUGGGACUAUCGACUUGCAUGCGCGCAUGGGUCAUGCACCCCUCGAAGUUCUGCGCAAGAUGGUGGCCACUGGCAUGAUCAAGGACGCCAAGGCACCUCUCAACUCGACUAGUCCAAGUCUGUGUCGCGGUUGCCAGCAAGGAAAAAUGGUCCAAAACCCAUUCCCAAGCAAUCGUGACAAACGCCAAUAUGGUGUGUUCGAGUUGCUGCACUUCGACAUCUGCGGGCCAAUGGAACAAGUCUCGAUCGGCGGCAGCAGAUACUUACUGCUUGUGGUUGACGAAGCUAGCGGUUGCAUGAAGGGCUUCUGUCUGCGGUCCAAGUCUGAGAGUGAAGACUGUAUCAAGAACCACAUCAUCAAGAUUAAAACUCAGUUCGGCACGAAGAUCAAGUUUGUUCGGCACGAUGGAGCGCAUGAGUUUGCGACCAACUCCAUCAAGACCUUCUACGAAGAUCAUGGUAUCGAACAACAGAUCACGGUGCCGUAUGCACACCAGACCAACGGCACCGCAGAACGCGCGAUAUGGACCAUCGUCACGAUUGGACGCAGCUUGUUGCAUCAUGCAAAGCUGGAGAAGUGUUUCUGGGCUGAAGCGGCAAUGACGGCGAUCUACAUCAAGAACCGCCUGCCUUCACCCAAGAUCGACCACAAGACUCCGUUCGAAAUCGUGUACAAGUCGAAACCAAGUGUCAAGCACAUGCGCGUGUUUGGAUGUCGGGCGUUUAUCCUGACACCAAGGGAGAAGCGAUUGAAGUGGGACCCGAAGGCUCGUGAAGGGAUGUUCAUGGGCUACGAAGAAGCGUCAAAAGCUUAUCGAGUGUACGACAUUGAGGCGGACCAAGUGGUGAUCAGUCGUGACAUCACCUUCGACGAAUCGACUUUUGAUUUUUCGAUGGACCGACCAAGUGACGAUGAUGAAGAUGCGGAGUUGGACCUCGACCUCCUGGCGAUCAACGAGGACGACGUGCGUCAAACCGUCUACAAGCAGACUGGCAAGCGCAAGAGUGAAGCAAGACCCGGCAUGUCACGUUCAGCUCGCCCUCGAACUGGGUUGGAACAAGCAAGUGCGCCGGCACACGUCUCCAACCGUCACCAGAAACGACGAUCAAGUGCUCCAGAAACGAUGUCUGAUGACGAAGAAGAUGCAAGCGUCUACGAUCAAGAUGACGACUCGACGCCUCCAACAUUUUGGCGUGAAAGUGCAACGCAGUGGAAGCAACGGACCUAG
Peronospora matthiolae is the source of this 2151-nucleotide messenger RNA. The record is from the annotation of a GenBank genome assembly. Lineage: Eukaryota; Oomycota; Peronosporomycetes; Peronosporales; Peronosporaceae.